UUGGUUGGUGAUAAACGCCUUCAACGCGGAGUCAAAAGAAGUAAAAUUUCAUUCGUACCACGUUAAUACGUGUAAUUAAAAUGUAUUAUGUGUUUUAAUUUGUAUAUAUAAUUAUUUUAGUGUUCUAAUAUUGGUCAAGUAACCAAUAAUUUGGUAUUUUGUACACAAUGACAGCCUCCGGCUUUAGAGUUUGGGUAGUUAUUUUAGGCCUUGUUAUUGUUACUUCGGCACAUUUAAAUCCUAAAAGGGAUGAGAAAAAAGCGAAGUCAGUCACUAGUUUCGUAAGUGCUAAAUGGGAAGCAACACCAAUUGUUCUAGAGCUAGCUGAAUAUCUUGCUACUGAAAGCUCUGACUUGUUCUGGUCAUUUGUGGAUGGUAUAAAUUCGUUGAAAUCUAGUCUUGAAGAUUUAGAGACUGAUAAAGAAAUAUACAAUGCAUGCAUUGGUGUUGCCAGCUCCUUGCUGGCCCCAGCACAGUUGCGAAUGGCAAAACUGGCAUUGUCCAUGCAUACCACGUCACCGACUGUCCGAAUGUUUGAUGAGAUUGCGGCACAGAAUGGGGCCAAGAGUGUUGGUUGCCCUACUUUCGUUUCCAUUGCUUCAAGACAAGUUUGUGAUAAUGAUGUAUUACGUGAUAUUCUCAAAUCAUAUAACAAAUAUGAACCUGAAGAACACAGGUUGGAGACAUAUUUGCUGGACCAUUCCUAUCCAAGCAGUGAUAACAAAACUCUUACUGCAAUAUUGUAUGGAGAGCUUGGUUCCAAAGAUUUUACUAGCAAACAUAACAUCUUGACAGGUUAUGCUGACAGAGGAGUAAUCAAUUAUGUUGUCAGAUGGAAUGUUAAGACUAGUGGUAAGCCCAAACUGCGACUAUCUGGUUAUGGAGUUGAACUACAACUGAAGAGUACUGAAUAUAAAAGUCAAGAUGACUCUACGCCUAAGGAAUCUGAGAGCAAUGAAGCUUCUCAAGCUAAUGAGGAGGAGGAUGAGAAUGACCCACAAAAUCAGAUUGAUGGAUUUAACUUCGGAAGACUAAAGAAUCUGUUUCCUGCUUUGCGUACGCCGCUGGAGCGUUUUCGCCGGCACUUGUCCGAGUCGAGCGAAGAGCUUGCGCCUCUGAAGGUGUGGCAAAUGCAAGCACUGAGCAUGCAGGCGGCCGCCGCGGUGGCCGAUGCAGCUGAUGCUGGGGGCGAUGAGCCACUCAAGGUUCUCGCUUCGAUUGCGCAAAACUUUCCUAUGCAGACGAAGUCGCUGAUACACGUGAACGUGCCGCGCUCGUUCCGCGACGAGGUGCUGUACAAUCAGGACGUGUGGGCGUCGUCGCUGGGGCUGCGCGCCGCGGAGCCGCUGCUGCUGGUGUCGGGCGCGCAGUACGACGCCGAGGACGUGGACGUGCUGGCGCUGCUGGCCGCGCUGCGCGAGGACAUCGGCCCCAUGAACACGUUGCACGCGCUCGGUCUGUCAAAAAAACUGAUCAACACCCUAAUGUCCAUGGAAGUGGGCGAGUCGAUGACAUGGGAGGAAUACGGGCUGGACAUCCGAGACACGGCGGUGACGUGGCUCAACGACCUGGAGUCCGACGAGCGCUACCGCCGCUGGCCCUCUUCCUACAUGGAGCUGUUGCGACCGACGUACCCUGGCAUGCUCAGGAAUCUUAGGAGGAAUAUUUACAAUUACGUGAUAGUAGUGGACCCGACAUCGUUGGCCUCAGGGCCGCCACUGAAGCUGGGCGAGACGUUACUGAAGCACGCGACGCCGGUGCGCGUAGGGCUGGUGCUCGCGCCGGGUGUCGACGUCGCGCUUACCUCCGCCGUGCGUUCCGCUUUCAACUACGUGGCGCAGGAGAAGAACUCUAACAAGGAGGCCUUCUACUUCCUUACUCAGCUUGUCCACUCGACUCAAAACGAACCAAUCAACAUUGAACACGUAAAGACGAAUUUAAAGAAAUAUGUGAGUUCGAGUGAGAGCAAUAUUGACGACAUUAUUUCUGAAGAUUCCGAGUAUAAUUUUGGCAGCCAGUUAGCUGAAGAAUUCGUAUCCAAAAUUGGCACCAAUAAGUACCCACAGGUGUUGAUAAACGGCGUGCCGCUGUGGGACGACGGGCCGACGGCCGUGACGGCCUCCGUGGAGCUGCUGGAGGAGGCGCUGGUGUCCGCGCUGUCGCGGCACACGGGCCGCUUCCAGCGCGCCGUCUUCAGGGGCGAGCUCUCCGACAUGGACGAUGCCGUUGACUUCCUUAUGAAGCAGUCGCAUAUCAUGCCCAGGUUAAACAAACGUAUUCUCAGCUCCGAACCCUCCCAGUACUUGGACUUGUCGGGUGUGCCUGCUUCUAGUGAAUUUUUCACAGAAGAAAAAGUUCAUAGAAUGUUACAAUUAACAGGACGCGACGCUAUAGCAACCGCCCUGCCGCUCCUCAGAUAUUUCGCCAAGUCUGGCAAGCCGGAGAAGAUCACGCAAACUAUCUGGAUCACUGGCGACCUCAACCAAAAACUUUCUAGGGAAUUGCUAAAGAAUGCUAUUACUUUCAUGAGAGAUUCACGUGGAGUGCGUGUGGCUUUCAUUCCAAAUGUGGACGGGUCGUCUAGAGCGGACCAGUCUCUCAACAAGGUGGUCCUCGCGGCGCUGACGGCGCUCGACCCUGCCGAGGCCACCAAAUACGUCGCGCAGCUCUUGGAAGACGAGGGCUGCCACGAAAGACAGGAUUGCAACAUAUUGCCGGAGUUGGUGCCCGCGCUGAAUCGCUACGAGUGGGUGCUGAAGGCGGCGCGGGUACUCUGUGCGCGCAGCAUGAAGCUCCGCGCCGGCGCGCGCGCCGUCCUCCACAACGCUCGUCUCAUCGGCCCGCUAGACGGGGACGAGCGGUUCACGCUUGACGACUUCCUGCUACUAGAGAGAUUUAGCAGCAACAUGUAUGCCGAUAAAUUAGCAGAAAUAUUUGAUAAGAAAAAAACUGUGACAAAUGAAGUUACCGAUGAUGAGGAAGAGGAAUACGAUGUGUCGAAGCUGAGCGCGGACGAGAUGCUGAAGGCGGUGGCGGUGCUGGCGGCGCGCAGCCCGCGCGCGCGCACGCCGCUGCCCGCGGGCCUGCGCGCCGACCACUCGCUCGUCGACCUGCCACCGCCGCACAAGGACGAGGCCGCCAUUGAGAUCGUGGCAGUGCUGGACGUGGCGUCGACGGCGGCGCAGCGCGUGGCGCCGCUGCUGCUGGUGCUGCGGCGCGUCGUCAACUGCCGCGUCAAGCUCUUCCUCAACCCGCAGGACAAGAACUCCGACAUGCCCCUCAAGAGUUUCUACCGCUACGUGCUGGAACCCGAGCUGCAGUUCACGAGCUCGGGCGCGGCGGCGGGCGGUGCGAUAGCGCGCUUCGCGCGGCUGCCGCACGCGCCUCUGCUGUCGCUGGAGCUGCGCACGCCCGCCAACUGGCUCGUCGAGUGUGUCAAGUCCGUGUACGACCUGGACAAUAUACGGCUGGCUGACGUCGACACGGUAGUGCACAGUGAGUUCGAGCUGGAGUACCUGCUGUUGGAGGGGCACGCGUGGGACGCGACGCUGGGCACGCCGCCGCGCGGGCUGCAGCUGGUGCUGGGCUCGCGCGCGCGCGCCGACACCGUCGACACCAUCGUCAUGGCCAACCUCGGCUACUUCCAGCUCAAGGCUAACCCUGGCGCAUGGACGCUGCGCCUGCGACCCGGCCGCUCUGAUGACAUCUACCAGAUUAUUGGGCACGAAAACACGGACACACCCGCCGGCAGCGAAGAAAUCCAAGUGCUGAUGAGCUCGUUCCGCAGCCACGUGAUCAAACUACGAGUGAGCAAGAAGCCGGACAAGCAGAACCACGACCUGCUCGUCGACAACGAGGACAACAACACGGGCGGCAUAUGGAACUCCAUCGCCAGUUCUUUCGGCGCCGGCGAGGAGGCAGAGUUGCAGGACGAGACGAUCAACGUUUUCUCCGUGGCUUCCGGGCAUCUCUACGAGCGCUUCUUGCGCAUAAUGAUGCUGUCGGUGCUCAAGCACACACACUCGCCCGUCAAGUUCUGGUUCCUCAAAAACUAUCUCAGCCCGUCGCUAAAGGAUAUUCUCCCGUACAUGGCCCAAGAGUACGGAUUCCAGUACGAGCUGGUGCAGUACCAGUGGCCGCGCUGGCUGCAGCGGCAGCGCGACCGCCAGCGCACCAUCUGGGGCUACAAGAUCCUCUUCCUCGACGUGCUCUUCCCGCUCCACGUCAAGAAGAUCAUCUUUGUCGAUGCGGACCAGAUCGUCCGCGCAGACCUGAAGGAGCUAGUAGAUCUGGACUUGGGCGGCGCGCCUUACGGGUACACGCCGUUCUGUGAUAGUAGAAAGGAAAUGGAAGGAUUCAGGUUCUGGAAGCAAGGGUACUGGCGCAACCACCUGCAGGGCCGCAGCUACCACAUCAGCGCGUUGUACGUGGUGGACCUCAAGCGCUUCCGGCGCAUCGCCGCCGGCGACCGGCUGCGUGGCCAGUACCAGGCGCUCAGCCAGGACCCCAACAGUCUCUCCAACUUAGAUCAAGAUUUGCCGAACAACAUGAUUCAUCAAGUUGCGAUAAAAUCCCUACCACAGGAGUGGCUCUGGUGCGAGACAUGGUGCGAUGAAAAUUCAAAACCACAAGCGAAAACAAUUGAUUUGUGUAAUAACCCGAUGACGAAGGAGGCGAAGCUGUCUGCGGCGAUGCGCAUCGUGCCCGAAUGGAGCGAGUACGACGCGGAGGUGAAGGCGCUGCAGGCGCGAGUGCGCCGCGGCCUCUACCAGGCCGCCGACCACGAGCAGGAAAUUGAGACCAACAUUCACGACCCGAUCACAAUAUCAAGUGGUGAUGAUGAUACAGGUAGUCUCCACGACGUACACACAGAGUUAUGAUGAGGUGGAUGUAUGUAAUGUAUGAUAUUCAAAUUUUUUAGCUGGUGUCGGUUUUUGUUAUACGUAACAAGCAAUAAUAUGUGUGUAUAUUAAGACAAUUGUAUAUUUUAAACGGAACCACUUAACAUGUUUCGUUAUAACAUUUCCGUAUCGUUUAUCCUUUGUGUAAAAUGUCAUGGAAGCUCGAGACAUACAGACAUAGGCUAGAAAGAAAUAAGGAAAUAAUUUACUUGAAUAUUUUCAGAAAUGUUUUAGGAAACAUGUUCGUUCAGAAAAUUGCCUGAUCUAUCUUAUGUGAAAUGGAUUGCCAAUAAAUGUACCCCCGAUGUUUCCAGUUAACAAUGCGACUAGUAAAAGGUGUUGUAUUGUAAAAUUUAAUAUAUAAUUCGUUUUACAUUAACCGUCAUCAGUUCGUAGCACGUAAGGAUAGUAUGAUUUCAAGUGAUUUUAAUUUAUGGUGGUUAAAAAUGGAAUAGGGUGCGAACGUGUUGAUUUCUUUGUUUUAUUAUGAAUUUACGAGGUACACGCCUGCAGUGUUUUUAUCGCACGUUUGUUGUACAAUGUAUUAUUAAUCAGUAAUUCUUUUCCUUUGAUUUUCUUUAUAUGUUACAUAAUUCUUGUUAGUCUAAUCAACUGCAUAUUUUCUUUUUCAAUCCCAAUAAAUCCAUUAUUUUGGCAAGAAACGAAUGCUAGUAUUUACCUGCAGCCUUGUACCGCAAAGACGCUGCGAUCAAAUUUGUAGCCCUUAAAUAAUACGAAAGGUUAGUAUAAGGUUGUUGAUUUGCUCAUUACUGUAAAACUUUGUUUAAACCGAAAGUAGAUGUUUUUUAAUAUAUUUUAACUGUACAUGUAGACACUUCACCAACAGAAAACUGCAAAGAUUUAUUUUAUAUAGACAUGUUGAAUAGCGUAUUUGUCGUUAUUUUUAUAAUCACCUGUACGGAUAUGAUGGUCGUUCUUGUCUACGUGACAGCGUGAUAAAACGGUGUCCGUCACUUUCUAUCCCAUGGUGUUAAAAAGUGACAGUUAUUUUAUCACGUGGAUAAAGAUGGAUAAAGCCAUCCAUAAUACGCCGGCAGUAAUGUUUAGUAGGAUACCACAUUUACUAAUAUGUUAUUAAUUUACCUUUAUCUGUCACUUAAAUUCAUUGAUACGUAGAGUUAGAUGACAGAGAUAGACCUAUGAAAGGGUGAAAGGAAAAUUCGUUUCAGAUAAUUUAGUUUCGCACAUAAAAAUGCCUGUGCAUUUUGUAUGGCUUGGUCCGACUGCAUGUUUUUUUCUUUACACUGUCAUAACUCUGUUCUUUGAUACAAUUAAAAUACUAAUAAAUAAAUAAAUAAAUAAAUAUAUAAUUAAAUAUUAUAGGGACAUUCUUACACAAAUUGACUAAGUCCCACGGUAAGCUCAAGAAAGCUUGUGUUGUGGGUACUCAGACAACGAUUACGAUUAUAUAAAUACUUAAAUACAUAGAAAACAACCAUGACUCAGGAACAAAUAUCUGUAUCAUCAUACAAAUAAAUGCCCAAUGCCAGUUAAUGUGUCGCGUAUGUGAAAAAGAAGACUCAAAACAUAAAGGAUGUUUCCUUGAGUACUACGCGAGUAUGAUAAUACUGCAUACGUGAUACGUUAAGAUAUGUUCAACAAUAAACCAUUCGUUAUGAAAAACGGAAUCAAUGUAACAUGUAAAAAUAAUUGUGUUUAUCCGCUGUGACCAACCCUUUCUAUGAUUGUCUUAGUAAACCGCUAGGUGAUGAACAUCGCUCAUUAGUAAGAUAACAUUUAUGUUUCAUGCCAUGAAGUGAGAAAUAGUCACAUUUCACAUUAUACCAGUAUAUGGCUAGCUGGUGUAGCCAUGUAGAUUAAACAGAGAUUUACGAGUAAGAGUACAGUAUAAAAUAAUUAGAGUUAAUCAGAUGCCGGCAGGACAGUGUAGGUGAAUGAGCACACACACACAGCUAUAUAGAGUUAAUGUACCUACCUGAUUGCAAACAUUUUCGAAACAAUUAAAUUAGUAUCUUUGUUUUUUUACGAUUAAGAUAGUGGGGUAUCCCAUACCCAUAUUUAUACUAUUCUAUAGUCUUUCAGAAUACCUAUUGUAUAAAAUUAUGAUAUUUAAAUCAACCUCUGCGGGCGCAGCAUGGUUCUAUUUUUAUCUUCUAUCACUAUGCCCGUCACUUUCGCACUUACAUACUCGUUAGAACGUGACAGGCAUGGUGACAAGCGAUAAAAAUGCGACCGUGCUACCAGGCCUGGUCAAUCUUGCAGGUUGCUGUGACAUUUGUUAUAGGUAAAAAUACCUAGCACUUAUUUCCAAAUCCCGCUGUCGGUUGUACAUGACAUGUGUGCGUGACCUCAAACCUCAACCCUGUGGGCGCAGCACGGUUCCAUUUUUAUCGUCUAUCACUAUGCGCGUCCCUUUCGCACUUACAUACUUGUUAGAACGUGACAGGCAUGGUGACAAGGGAUAAAAACGCGACCGUGCUACGCCGCCUGGUUUCGACACCUAUAACGGUUAUAAAGACUAUAUUUUUGUUUCUGCCAUAAAUAUUAAACGAGAUUACCGAUCACUAGUUAUAGUACCUACUGUCUCCAAAAAAUCAUAUAAUGAAAUGAGCAGGGGCCGAAAUGAUAUAUUUCUUUACCAGGACGAAUAUUGAAGCGUUUAAAUGCGCGUUUUAGUGUCAGUUCAUUAUUUUCGGCACGAAUGACCACAAAGUUCACUUGGUAAAACGCCGAACAUUCACCUUCCAUCACAUCAUCAUUUAGUAGCCACGCAACUUCUGCCACCUUAUUAAGUCUACAAUAGUCUAAACUCUAAUGGGCCCCAGUUUGACUAUAUAUGGCUACACCGCUCCCUUUCUCCAAAUUAUAUGAAUUGCCCGGCUAUUUUCACGAUGUUUUGAUGACCUUACGAAUAAAUAUUAUAACCUUAGUUAGACAAAGGAAUACUACGCCUGUAUAAAGUGAUGAAAUUGUAGACGUUAUUUGGUAGUUAAAUUAGAUUUGCUAACGGUUUCCAAUCCAGAUGCCUUACAGUUACAGCGAUAUUUAGUUACGCUACUUACGCUUUCAGAACUUCGUUCUAUUUUGCAUUUUUAAGACACAUGUUCCUUUGUCUAUGAUUAAGUAAGUAUAACUCUUUACUCUCUGACUAUAGGGAUACCUACUAAGUACCUAAAGGAUCUCAAACCAAUGUUCCUAAAUUGAAUAAAUUGUAGCAAUUUGUUACACUUGUAGUAUCCGGUCAGCGUAAAUAUGUGAAUUCAAACUUCCCCGCUUUGGCAAUGUCAUAAACAUGAAUAAAUACAGUCAACAGUCAA
This is a messenger RNA of Cydia splendana, 8200 nucleotides long. It is a transcript of the gene Uggt, whose product is annotated as UDP-glucose:glycoprotein glucosyltransferase. The coding region runs from base 168 to 4880 and encodes 1570 amino acids. Gene Ontology annotation, cellular component: endoplasmic reticulum. Lineage: Eukaryota; Metazoa; Arthropoda; Insecta; Lepidoptera; Tortricidae. The transcript has 28 exons. Gene Ontology annotation, molecular function: UDP-glucose:glycoprotein glucosyltransferase activity. The record is from RefSeq and is a predicted model, not a curated record.